Messenger RNA from Merops nubicus (carmine bee-eater), 504 nucleotides. RefSeq names its product probable palmitoyltransferase ZDHHC4. The record is from RefSeq and is a predicted model, not a curated record. The transcript has 4 exons. Gene Ontology annotation, biological process: protein targeting to membrane; peptidyl-L-cysteine S-palmitoylation. Gene Ontology annotation, cellular component: Golgi apparatus; endoplasmic reticulum. Gene Ontology annotation, molecular function: protein-cysteine S-palmitoyltransferase activity. The annotation marks the transcript as partial. NCBI's taxonomy places the organism in Eukaryota, Metazoa, Chordata, Aves, Coraciiformes, Meropidae.
GUGUUGUCAUUGGUAAUCCCCACACGGCUCCAGGGAGUGGCACACAGGGCACUUCACAGGCUCUUCCACACAAGAAGCCGCCUGUUCGUGGCGCUGCACGUGGCCUUGCAAGCGGCAGUGUACGGGGAGUACACAUGGGAGGUGUGUGUUUACUGCUGGGAGCUGCAGUUCCCCCUCCUCCUCCUGCUGCUGCCCUACCUGCUGCUGCUGGGGAACCUGGGCUGCCUCCUGCUCUGCUCCCGCGCCGACCCCGGUAUAAUAACGAAAUCAAACCACGUGGCCUUGGCUGAGGUCUAUGCCUACGAUGGGGUGUUGUUUCAGAAGGGCACCCUGUGUCCUACGUGCGGCACGGAGAAGCCGGCCAGGUCAAAGCACUGCAGUUUCUGCAACGUCUGCGUCCACCGUUUCGACCACCACUGCGUGUGGGUCAACAACUGCAUCGGGGCCUCCAACGCCAGGUGGUUCCUCCUGUACCUGCUCUCGCUGCCCGCCGCGGGCGCGGCC